Mya arenaria is the source of this 1987-nucleotide messenger RNA. RefSeq lists its product as uncharacterized. NCBI's taxonomy places the organism in Eukaryota, Metazoa, Mollusca, Bivalvia, Myida, Myidae. The transcript is spliced from 2 exons. The record is from RefSeq and is a predicted model, not a curated record. Bases 65 to 751 code for a protein of 228 amino acids. Gene Ontology annotation, molecular function: protein binding.
UUGCAGACGAGUUUUACUUAAAUUAUAAUAGCUUACCUGCAAAUAAGAUAUCAAUUUAGUUCCUAUGAUCACGAUGGCAGUUUCAGAAGUUUACAUGGUUUCGUUUGCGCUGUUGUGUAGUUGCUUUUGCUGGGCACUUUGUUCGGAAUGCUCUUGUGCCAAGGUUGAACGGGAAUGUCACAGCAAGAAAGAUGAAUACAUGGAUCUAUUUAAGUUCUUCAUGGACGCAUGUAAACUUGAUAAUGCCUCAUCGACUGCUAUUCUUUCUGAAAUGGAAAACAUCAAACAACGCCUAGAUCUCCUUGAAGGCAGACAAGGUUCUGUUCCGGUUGUAUUGUUCAGGGCGAAAACAAUUCCGGAUUACCAAAUAAGACCCACCCAGAAUCAAAUAUUCAGAUUCACCGAUGUCAUGGCAAAUGUUGGGAACGGCUAUGAUCCGGCAACGGGAAUAUUUACAAGCCCAACCACUGGAACAUACCUAAUCACAGUGCAGUUUUGUUUUUCUCUGAACUUUCAGGGGUUUUACUUCGUCCAUGAUAUAAUUGCUGACGGAAUAACAGUUCUGCGAUCUAACUAUGCAGAGGAGACUGGCAAAUCAAGCGACUGUCAAUCACACGAUGUAAUUCUUAGACUUGAAAAAGGGUCUGAAGUAUACCUCAAAUAUAUUUAUGAUACCACAAACGAAAUAGUUAUUGGAUAUGAUGAAAGAUCUAAAUGGAAUAUGUUUUCAGGAACACUUCUGAAUUUAUAAAUGAUAUACACAGUAUAGGUCAGCCCCAUUUAUUGAAGAACGCAGUUUUGUUUUGCCUCAUUAGCCCUAAUGGCGACGACAAUGUGUUGUCUUCUAAAACUUUAACGCUGACUAUUCCAUGAUUUACAUACCACGUGAUACUACGUCAUAGGUAAACAGAAUGUUGAUGGAUAUUUCGGAUAUUUUUCAUCCGACAUGACAUCGUUUCACUUUUUAUACCAAUGUUUAACUACAUGACCAAAGUAAACAUGUAACGUAUUUGUCACAUUAGAUGUUACACUACUAAAUACUUUAUUUAAGACAUGUUCAAGUUGUGAAGUGACAUACAUGUACGCGUACAGGAUACCGAUUUGCUGUCAAGUUGUUGGAAAUGUAACACGUGCUUACUAAUACAAUGUACAACACAUAUUAUUGAAACGUUACCCCGUGUAAGCACAAACAUUAUCAAAAAAGACAAAUACCAGUCUCCCUUUGCAUGUUACGGUAAUCACCGGUGUAUAAGGCCUAAAAAUGUUUGGUUACGGUUAGAUCUUGUCCAAAAUCAUGUAGUGUAGGUAGGCUUUUUAUUUCUGUAUAUUAUGCUUUAUGUAAGAACGUUUUUGUCACUAUUGGGUGCUGGCGUGAACGUUAUCAGUAUAUCAGAACUUAUCAAUAUAAAGCUGUUUAAAACUUGAAAUUCAAACACACAGACAAAAAAAUAUCCCGUUAAAUCAACAGACAUUAAGAACAGUAUGAUCGGUGCCUUUUUUCCAUAGAUAGUGCUAGUUAACAUUAGCAAUUGAACAGUAAUAUUAGUACUUACACUUCUUUAAAGUUAUUCAUGUUAAAUGUUAAAGUUUGUGAUAAGGCAAAUUUAAUUUCACAUAAUAUUAGGUAAUUAUUACAUUGAUUGCAUUAAUGUUUUUGUUUGUGCUAGCGUUUUUUGCUUUGCUAAGUCUAUAAUAUUAUCUUGAUCUUACGUAAUACAUAUUGACGUCUUUAAAAUAUUUGCCUUCAUAUAUAUCCUGUUUUGAAGUAACUUUUAUCUUAUAUCUCUUUUAGAUUUAUCUUGUUAACUAAGAAUGUAAAAAUGUAUGUUUGUUAAUGGAUAAUUCAUAAGCUUUAAUGUUGAAUAUUGUUAGAUGUAUAACUAUUUAAAAGAAAAAUGUGUUAACAGUUGUUCAUGUAUGUACCAUUUGCUUAAGUUUCUUUGAUUCUGUUUUCGCUUUUUUAAUAAAAGUUGAUAGAUGAAAGUCA